AUGUUCUCAACGCUCUCUCUUUUCGUGGCCUCUCUGGCCGUGCAGGUCGCGGCCCUGCCCAGUGCCAAUCGCACGGGCGUCCGCUAUAUUGGCGCCAACAUUGCCGGAUUUGAUUUCGGCAUCACGAUGCAGGGCGUCCAGACUCUUUCCUCCAUACAACCUCCUCUUCUCAACGUCUCUGGCAUCGACGGUGCCGGUCAGAUGCACCACUUUGUCCGGAACGACGGCUUCAACAUCUUCCGCCUACCGGUCGGUUGGCAGUACCUCGUUAACAGCACUCCUGGUGGCGAGCUCGAUGCGGCUAAUUUUGCCGAGUACAACACCCUCGUGCAGUCGUGCCUCAACACCACGGCCCACUGCAUCGUCGACGUGCACAACUACGCACGCUGGGAAGGCCAAAUCAUUGGCCAGGGUGGCCCGUCCAACGAACAAUUUGCCAGCUUGUGGUCUCAACUUGCGACGAAAUAUGCCAACAACAGCCGUGUCCUGUUUGGCAUCAUGAACGAGCCGCACGAUCUGGAUGUUUCCGCCUGGGUCGACACUGUCCAGACCGUCGUCACCGCCAUCCGCAAGGUGGCCCCGAAACAGACUAUUCUUUUGCCGGGCAGCAAUUUCACAAGUGCUGGCGCCAUGGCUGGUGUUGCUGGCCCGCUUCUUCUUGACGUGAAGAACCCCGACAACUCAACCAGUGGCCUCGUUUUUGACGUGCACCAGUACCUGGACUACGACUACUCUGGAACACACACCACCUGCGUCACAAAUGCCAUCUCUUCGUUCCAACCACUGGCCACGUGGCUGCGGGCAAAUGGCCGUCAAGCAUUUACCACUGAGACUGGUGGCGGCAACACCCCAUCCUGCGUUCAAUACGUGUGCGAGCUGAUGAAGUUCCUGAACACAAAUAGCGAUGUCUUUUUAGGCACCGUGGCAUGGGCAGCAGGCUCGUUUGACCCGUCUACGUACGAAUUGAGCGUCGUGCCCACUCGGACGGGCUUGACUUGGACCGACAGCGACCUGGUGACGUCGUGCUUAAAGCGGUAG
Sporothrix brasiliensis 5110 is the source of this 1038-nucleotide messenger RNA. RefSeq names its product glycoside hydrolase family 5 protein. Gene Ontology annotation, biological process: glucan catabolic process. The coding region runs from base 1 to 1038 and encodes 345 amino acids. The record is from RefSeq and is a predicted model, not a curated record. The transcript is spliced from 2 exons. Gene Ontology annotation, molecular function: hydrolase activity, hydrolyzing O-glycosyl compounds. NCBI's taxonomy places the organism in Eukaryota, Fungi, Ascomycota, Sordariomycetes, Ophiostomatales, Ophiostomataceae.